Molecule: messenger RNA, 363 nt
Organism: Didymodactylos carnosus
Lineage: Eukaryota; Metazoa; Rotifera; Eurotatoria; Philodinida; Philodinidae
Source: the annotation of a GenBank genome assembly
AUGGUGUAUAGGAACUCAAGGGCCAAGGUCAGAAUUGAAGGUGAACUUUCUGAUAGUUUUUUAAUUGAAACGGGAGUAUUGCAAGGUGGAAGUCCAUCUCCUAUCCUAUUCAGUAUCUUAUUUGACUUUACUAUCAGAAAAGUAGUAGAAGAAGCCGGUGUGGAUGGUGUUCAGUUGUCGUAUGGAAGUAAUGAUUUUUAUCAUGGUGCACGUGAAAAUCAUGAGAAUUUCAAUAUUUUGGCUUUACUCUAUGCCGAUGAUCUAGUGGCAAUGUGUGAAACAGCUGACGAUCUUGAGACUUUCACACGAACUUUUGAAAAAGUUACUCAAGAGUUUCAGUCGUCAAGAAAACAUGUCUUAUGA